Molecule: messenger RNA, 1356 nt
Organism: Diuraphis noxia (Russian wheat aphid)
Lineage: Eukaryota; Metazoa; Arthropoda; Insecta; Hemiptera; Aphididae
Source: RefSeq, a predicted model, not a curated record
AUGUCGUUCAAGUGCCCUCCUUCGUGUUGCAUUUGCAAACGUCGACAUCACACAUUACUACAUCGGGAGUCAAAACCAACGGCUUUGAAUCCGCCAGCGGCCAUGCUAGGUCGACAGAAAUCUCCUACGGUGCUAUUAGGGACAGCUCUGAUCCAUGUACGAGACACAGUGGGGAAUGGCCAGACGGUACGAGCCCUGAUUGACUCCGCCUCGCAAAUAAGUGCAAUAACCUCAGCCUGUUGCAAUCGUUUGGGCUUAAAGCCUUCGCAUUGGACAGUACCUGUUACCGGGCUGUCAGGCCAAAAGGUUCCGGAUGUGCAGGGAAUCGUGCAGCUGACGAUCCAGCCUCGAGGCAAUCCCAUUCCAUUCAUCAACGUUAAACCAUGGGUGCUGACCGCGAUAACUUCCGACAUGCCAGCCCGAAAGUUACCAGCUCAGGUACGGGCAAGGUGCAACCAUUUAACGCUCGCGGGUCCAACCUUUGAUAAACCUGCUCCAGUCGAUAUGCUAAUCGGUGCUGACAUCUUCCCUCAAAUCUGGAAUGACAAGAGCAGGUCAUUGGGUCCAGGAUACCCUUCUGUUUACAGCUCCGUUUUCGGUUGGGUGCUGAUCGGCCCAGUUCAAGAACACCCAGAUAUUGGCGCACAAUCCAUGCUGGUAUCAUUGGUGCCGUCCAUUGAAUCCAUCAUGGAGAGAUUUUGGAAGGUUGAAGAACCUGAGGCUGCUCCGCCUCAGUUUACCGAAGAUGGCUUGUGUGAAGAGUUGUUUCAGGCUAAGAUGAGACGAGAUUCACGGGGUCGUUUUUCCGUUCCUCUCCCUUUCCGCUCUGGUCGAUCAACUGAAUGCUUUCCCGGCUCGCGUCAAGUGGCUCUAAAUCGCCUUCUGCAUUUAGAACGGAAACUUUCAGGCGAUCAAACCUUGUACAACGCUUACCGAAAAUUCAUGCAGGAGUAUGAGGAGUUAGGCCACAUGUCUAUUGCGGAAGGAGCAGGGCAGUAUUACAUACCUCACCAUGCGGUUCAGAAGGUGGAAGGAGAGAUGUCAAAGUUAAGGGUGGUUUUCGACGCUUCUGCGAAAUGCCAUUCCGGGGUGUCAAUCAACCAAUGCUUGUUGGUUGGCCCGAAGCUCCAGCAGGAUAUUGUCGAUGUUUUAAUUGGUUUUCGGGUGCAUAAAGUGGCGUUCACGACUGACAUCUGCAAGAUGUAUCGUCAGAUUGACGUGUUACCGCAAUACCGAGGGUGCCAAUAUAUCCUGUGGAGAGAUUCUCCUCAAGUCAUUGUCAAAGAUUAUGUACUUAACACGGUCACGUACGGGGUAAAUAGUGCUCCUUAUUUAGCCCUGCGUGUCCUCCGGUAA